Molecule: messenger RNA, 5364 nt
Organism: Cladocopium goreaui
Lineage: Eukaryota; Dinophyceae; Suessiales; Symbiodiniaceae
Source: the annotation of a GenBank genome assembly
AUGACCCUCGCCGUCUUCUACGUUGACGACACGGUCUGGCACGAGCGUCUCCUCUUAUGGCAGCUGUCUCCAGGUUGCUGGUACAUUCUUACACCUGACCUUGAUCUCUAUCCUGAAGACCUGACCAUGACUGGCGGUGAUGGCCCUGUUAAGAUCAAGGUGAAGGGCAAGGAUUUUAGAUACUGGUCCAGAGUGGGUGGUACUGGCUACCGGUUUGCUGAGCCAGUGAAGAGCGAUGAAGUUUUGAAAUCCUACAUCAAGCAAGCCUUUCGUGAAGGCCAGGCUGAAGAGUCCUUUGACCCUGACUGGCGCCCCGAGCACAUCAUGGACGCCAAAGGAGGCUUGCAGAAAAGCAGUGAAUUCUUGGGAAGCACACUGGUCCCUCGGAGAAUGCGUGGUAGGGGCACAGGCAUUUUGGAUGGUGCACCAGCUGACUCUUCUGCUGUGGAGGUCUCUGGAGCGAAGGUCGGCCCCAUUGUGCCGGCUUCUGAUUCUCAUGUGUGGCUGUGCUUAGAGAACAUUGACGAUCUCAAGUUUGGGCAGACUGUCGGGGUGAACCCCGCCACUGACUUGAUGAUUGAUGACCACACUGGCCUGGUGCGCACCAGGAGUGGUUGGGCGAAGGUAGAGCUUUGGUCCGCAACAGAAGCGCCUGAGUUCUUGGAAUCCCGCAAGAUGCCUUCUGUUACACCGCCUGUUGCGCCCGUGUCAGUGCAAAGCAAGGAGCCUUCUGAGGAGUCUUCUGGAGACGCGCGCACCUUGUUCGUCGACUUCGACGCGCAAGGCGUGCGCUAUAAGGAAUGGCGCACGGUUGUCCAGGAAAGUGUUGAAUAUUCCUAUCCUGAUUGGCCUCACUCUGGGCCGACAACUGUUUUGCACCUGCUGAAGCACAUGCACAAAUACGGGGGUGACCCCAAGCAGUGGCUAGAAUUGUGGUGUAGGCAGAAGGGCAUUUCCGAACAAGACCGUGUGAAGCAUGAGCUGCGCUGCUUAAUGGAGGCAUUCUACUUGGGGGGCACCUACGAUCAGUUGAAUUUGCCUGUGAUCUCCGCCUUUGAGACCAUUGCCCGUCGGGUGCAAUGCAUUGUGGAUGCGUAUGCCCAAGGGUCCAGCAGCUCCCCUGACUGGGGAAACGCUCGGCUCUUCACCGGCUACGUCGGACCAGAUGAUUUGAUCAUGCCGCAGCUGAAGAGUUGGGCUGCGAGAAAAGGAAAAGAAGAAGUUGAGCUGUUCCAAGCCCGCAACCGCAUGAGAGACCUCCGAAGGACCUCAAGUGCUGCAGAAGAGGCUGCUGGAGCGGCUGCAGACGGCAAUGUCCCAGCCGGCGGCAACCCCAAACCCAAGCGCAGAGCAAGGGGUAAGGGGCUUGAGCCGCCGGCAGCGCCAUGUGCCGAGCUGUUCCCUUUGCCGAUGCCGGAGCCAUUGAAGAUGAUUUCUGGUUUGAGCAGAGGGUCUGGACAGAGGCUUCACGGCUUGGUCGAGAAGGCGGGUGACUUGGGUGAGCCAGGGCACAUGCCGUCGCGGGAGGCAGCCUACAAAGAGCUGCUCCACGGGUUGGAUGGCUACACCGAACCUUCAACCCCAGCUUCUCUAGCGCCCUUCAACCUCGAGCUCAUUUCCUUGCCCAGUGAUCUCACAUGCGCAAGCAGCGCCCUGGAGCUUUUGCAAGGUGAUGACCGUCGAUAUCUGGAGGAGCAAGAGCGCAUGUUGUUACCAGCUGAUUCCAUCAAGCCAGGUAGCAUGAGCAGUCCUUAUUGGGACCCAGCACUAAAGAACAACCCCCGGGAGUACCGAAGGUUUAUCCAGAAGCUCUGUAAGAUUGGGUAUUUGGAUUUCACUUUGUAUCCUUCUCAGCACGCCGGGGAUGACGACGCCAGCCCUCUUGGGCAACAGACAUUUUCUCCACCUGCGGAACUUUUCGCAGGACUCUCAGAUGUCAAAGAUUGUUUUCAUCGAGUCAAGCAGCCUCGCUGGCUGUCCAAGUAUUUCUGCCUGAUGCCAAUUGAAGCGAGGCAUGUUGGAUUGACGGGGCAAGUCGUGGACGGACUGAAGCUCCGUUCUCAAGAUUUGGUGUACCCCAUGCCAGGCAGUCUUUGCAUGGGUUUUAGUUGGAGUUUGUUCUUUGCUCAGAGAAUAAAUGAGGUGCAAAUGGAGCAUGUUCCUUCUUUGGCUUCUUCAAAGCUGAUCAAUGACCGAUCAGGCCCAGCAGUGUUUUCUCAUGAUAGUUCCAGCCAUUUAAAGCAUUUUGUCUAUGUGGACAAUCUGGGUGUGAUGUCCAAUGACCGCGAUGCCGUUGUCAAGGGCUUGGAAGAACUGUCCGAGCAGUUCACUGGCCAAAGCUUAUUGCUCCACCCAGGUGAGGUGCAACAUGAACGCAUCAAAGCAUUGGGGGUUGAGCUAGAUGGCAGGGAUCUGGUCACUCGAGUCAGCCCGGCCAGGUUCCACCGAGUUCGGCAAGGACUUCGAUUCUUGCUGCAGAGAAACCGCUGCACAGGCAGGGCUCUCGAGAUUUUGGUUGGGCAUUGCACUUAUUGUGGGUUGGUCAACCGCUGUUCUCUGAGUAUUUUCCACAGUGUGUACAAGUUUAUCAAGAAGAAUUAUUCACAGACGUGCGCUUUGUGGAAGAGUGUGGCUGCAGAGCUCCGUGCAUUUGCAGGCAUCAUGCCUGCGCUCAGGGCCGAUUGGUCCCGGCCUUGGAAUGGGGAAGUGGUAGCUUCUGACGCAAGUGAAGAGGGGUUUGGUGUGUGCAGUCGCGCAUGGCCAGCUUCACUCGCAGCCCAGGUUGGGCGCACUGCGGAACGUGAUCGUUUCAAAAGGGCGGGAGGCCACAAUGCAAGGGAGUCAGCUUUGACCUCAGCAGGUUUUGUUCGUGAUGAUGUGACAGGCCGGUGGCUCUCUGGAGACCUCGCUGACGAGGACUAUCUGGAGGCCAGUGGUUGGAAGCUCGAUGAGAAGUUUCCUGAAGUGUCUGCCACUGAGCUCACUGACCAUGAGUGGUUCACUGUCCGCCAGGGGCAGUGGCGCAAAGCUGAACACAUUGUGCACUUGGAAGCCAGGUCCCUAGUCAAAGCCAUGGAAGUCAUCGCACAAGACAGAAACAUGACGGAUUGCAGACAGCUGCUGCUGCAGAUGAGCCUAGCAGAGUUUUCUCCACAAAACCUUCGCUUUUUUCCGCAAACCGUUCAAGCUAUGUCGCCAAAGCGGUGUCCAACCUUGGCGCCACCGGCACCAGCGAUAGCCGGUUCUGCGAAGCGGGCACGCAUCUUGAGCCCAGGAGCAGUGGCAAGAGUGCCCAGUGGGAAGAGCCACAGAACACCUUUGCUGAUCAAACCAAAAACGGCAGUGCAGCUCCUUCACGUCCCUUCGGGGCCAGUGAGCCGGUUGGAGGAAGCGCCAAGAGCCAGCUCGGCUCUGAAUGCUGGCUCGGACAGCGAGCUUUCAGCGUCCACGUCCCGAUCUCUUACCCCACCGGCCCGAGGCAAGAAGUUGGUGAAAAGGAGCAAGCAACGGCUGAAGAAGUACAUAGACGAAAUCAUGUUGGCCUCCUCUCAGGGGUUAAGCCUUCUGGAGAAAAAGGCCAUCGGCAAGAGGACCGAGAAGUAUUACCUCCAAGAGUAUGCAGACCUCAUGAAGUUUGUGAGGGUCAAGGCGAAGCCUUUUCAGAGUCCUUCCGGCAUCGACCAGGGGAUCACGGAUUAUUUCAACCACCUCUUUGUGACCGGCCACCCUGCCCACAAGGGCGACAAGAUUUUGGCAGCUUUCAUGCACCAGAAUGUCAGCUACAGCAGGCAUGGAUCCCAACGGUUGCCAAAAGCUUACAGAGCCAUGAAGGGGUGGCGAAGAUUGAGCCCAGGUUCGUCAAGGAAAGCAUUUCCUUUGCCAGUGUGGUCAGCAAUCGCUUGCGAGAUGAAGCGUCGAGAUCAUACCCAGAUGGCUUUGUACACCAUGAUGGGUGUCUCAGCUUACACCAGGCCCAGCGAACUGCUCAGGUGCCGGGUGUUCUCACUCAUCAAGCCUUCGCCCCGAGUGACGGAGCACUGGUGCUUGCUGCUGAACCCCGAAGAGCUGCCCGAACGCUCCAAAACAGGGGAGUUCGACGACAGCAUCCCUUUGGACUCCGGCUAUCUGAAGCCUUGGGCCCAGCCUUUGUUCAAGGCAUUGACAACCAAAGGCGGAGGAGAGCCGUUGUGGAGCUUCGAUUAUGGCCGCUACUCCAAAGUGUUUCAGGAAGUGACCGAAGCCUUGGGUCUGGACGUCACCCCAUACCAGAUGAGACACAGUGGACCAUCAAUAGAUCGGAGCAAGGACCUUCGGCCCUUGAUAGAGGUUCAAAAGCGCGGCCGGUGGAAAAGUCACAAGAGCCUGGCUCGCUACGAGAAGUCGGCCCGUCUGGCUGCCAACUUCCAACAGCUUCCGCUGCCCGUCCAACAGCACUGCCUGCUCGCCGAGUCACUUCUCGAGGAUGUGAUGUGUGGCCGGGCCCCAAAGGGCCUGAAAGGUCAAUAUGUGGCCGACCUUUUUUCAGGCCAUGGAGGCGUUGCCAGCCAGUGUCGACUGUUAGGGUAUGCUGCAAAAGAGUGGGAACUUGAGAGAGGUGCUCAGUUUGACCUUACCCAACCCAGAGUUCUGAGACGGCUCCAACGCGACAUCAGCACUGGCUUAGUUCUAGCCGCAAUGUUAUCGCCUCCUAGUGCCAGCUUUUCAGUGGCAAAAGAUAGAACAGGUUUUUCUCGCACAGUUGAUUUUCCAUGGGGCUUGCCGCCGGAGUUCCUGAGUCCUGCUGAUUUUGAGAAAGUUCAACAUGGCAAUAGAAUUUUUCAGGCAGCCCUAAAAAUCAUCAACUGGCUUCACACACGCCGCAUUCCUUGGGUUUUGGAGAAUCCUGCAACUUCAAAGUGCUGGCUUCUCCCUGGGCUGAAAAAGUUGGAAGCUUCUUCACGAUGUGUUGCUUUCUUCACUGAUUUUUGCCAAUUUGGUGCUGCAUGGCGUAGAAGCACCAAGUUCUUGUCUGGCAAUCUUGAUGCUCAGGACGUGGAGCGAGUCUGCCGACUAUGCUCAGGCCAGGGUUGCUGUUCUCGCACACAACGGGCUCAUUUUCAGCUCACAGGUUCAAAUCACCAAGGUAUUCCUUGGGUGACUGGCUGCACGAACCUUUUGAUGAUCAGUGCAGUUUGCAGAUGUGGAUCGGUGGUGGAACUCGCUAGUACUGUGCUCAACAGCGAGUUGAAGGACCUCACCAGCCACUUCAAGGGAGAACUUCAAGAGCUGAGCGAUAAAGUGCAAGCACUAGCAACAUGGCUGAGACAAAGUGAAAUUGCUGGAACGUCGACCCCGGGACCUGUAUGUUCAAGUAAGGUUCCUUAG